AUGGUCGGCUCUCUCUCGUUGAUGAACGCUCUGCCUUUCCUGGCAGGAGGAACUUUGGCUAGCAUUUCCGAUGCUUUCAACAAUCUGCCCAGUUAUCUAAACUAUCCAACUAUUCCAGAUGACCUGACUACGCCGUUUCAACAGCGACUGGCAGUGUAUGGGCCAAAUUCUGUCUCCAUCGGAUGGAACACCUACCAGCCCAUAGAACAGCCUUGUGUGUUCUUUGGUACAUCUCAUGGAAAACUGGAUCGUCGCGCUUGCUCGACCACGCCGUCAACUACAUAUCAAACCUCGCGAACAUGGUCCCAAGCAGUAGUUCUGCCUAGCCUAAACUCCUCCACGACCUAUUACUAUCAAAUCGAUUCAACAAACUCCAGCGUGGAACACUUUUUGAGCCCUCGAAUCCCAGGUGACAAGACCCCUUUCGCGAUAGACGUGGUUAUUGCCCUCGGUGUUUACGGCGAAAAUGGCUUCACCAAAGGCCACGUCUCGAAUUUGGUCGACAAGAAAGAUACAAUACGUGAGAUUCAGCCAGAGCUAAACCACAGCACCAUCGGCCGCCUUGCCCAAACUGUCGAUGAGUAUGAGAUCGUCAUUCAUCCCGGGGAUUUCGCCUAUGCCGAUGACUGGUGGGUCGACAGUCGGUUUUUACCCGGAGCAAAUAUAGACAAUCACAUUGAAAAUAAUUUCUACGCCGCCACAGAAGUUUACCAGUCGAUCUUAGAGCGAUUCUAUGACCAAUUAGCUCCAAUUGCUGGCCGCAAGCCUUACAUGGCUAGCCCCGGUAACCACGAAGCAAGUUGUUUCCCGAGCAAUACAACGAUCCCCUUCGCAUAUGCCGGCAAGAAGUUAGCCAUUCCUUUCAAAGACUUCUGCCCACAGGGUCAAAUGAAUUUCACAGACUUUAUGCAUCGCUUUGAUCGAACCAUGCCAAACGCGUACCCAUCAUUCUCCAAGAACACGACCGCAAAAGCACUAGCUAAAAAGGCACGGAGCGCUGCACAACCUCCAUUCUGGUACUCCUUUGAAUAUGGCAUGGCACAUGUCGUAAUGAUCAACACUGAGACAGACUUCAAAGAUGCACCCGAAGGACCUGGUGGCUCCACUGGGCUUAACCAAGGCAACUUCGGCAAACGGAAUCAGCAGCUAGAGUUCCUGAAAGCCGAUCUUGCUAGUGUUGACCGAAGUGUCACACCUUGGGUAAUUGUUGCUAGUCAUCGUCCAUACUACAGCUGUGGGGGCUCAGCUCAUAUGUGCAGAGAGUGCCAGAAGGCCUUUGAGGAUAUCUUCUAUACCUAUGGUGUAGAUCUGGGAAUCUUCGGACACGUUCACAACUCUCAGCGAUUCCCGCCCAUGUACCAAGGAAAGGUUGAUCCAAAUAAUCUGACCGAUCCAACAGCCCCUAUGUAUAUCAUUGCUGGCGGUGCGGGUAAUAUCGAAGGAUUGACACCUGUUGGUUCUGUACCUCCGGAGAAUGAGUUUAACUACGCCGACGAUUGGAGUUAUGCUACGGUGAAGUUGUUAGAUGAACAGCAUUUGCAGGUUGACUUUAUCAAGUCUACAACUGGGGAGAUUCUAGAUAGCAGUACCUUGUUCAAGUCACACAAGGAACAGUUCGUGAGAUAA
Molecule: messenger RNA, 1626 nt
Organism: Penicillium cosmopolitanum
Lineage: Eukaryota; Fungi; Ascomycota; Eurotiomycetes; Eurotiales; Aspergillaceae
Product: purple acid phosphatase family protein
Exons: 2
Coding region: 1-1626 (541 amino acids)
Molecular function (GO): acid phosphatase activity; metal ion binding
Source: RefSeq, a predicted model, not a curated record